UACGAAGAUAAAUUUCAAAAGAAAAGCAAUGCAUUGUUCUUUUGAAAUUUAAGAAUAUUGAAGUAAGUCAUGUGUAAAAAACGCAUUAAACGUAAUUCUUAUUGCACUAAACACUGCAACGAGUAUCAAGUAUUGCCGUUGAUCUCUUAAUAGUUGAGUCUUAUUCAAGGUAGUUGGUAUACAAUAUCAAAGAUGAAGAGAGAGAGAGAGAGAGAAAAAGAGACUGAAAGAUAGAAAAGGGAUACAAAUGUGCGUGCAUGCGCGAGAGAGAGAAAGAGAGAAAACGAGUGAGAGUUCAUUUAGCAUUUCCAUAUCCAUAGUUUCCGUCGAUUCUCUUAUUUUUGUUUAAUUUUAUUUCUUCUCUCCUCGUAUCUAUCCCCUCCCGCGACAUGUUCAGGCUACUCUGUCGGAAGAAGCCAAAGAAGUAUACAACAGCUUGGUGGAGACGCCGACAAUGGAGAGUCCUGGAGAUACGAAUCCGUUACGCAUGUUACGCUCUGGAUUACCUAUAGUGAGGCCUAGAAUUCGAGGAAACAAGCAUGCUACUCUAACUCAUCCGAUGUCGUCGGAGGAUGCGUCCAGUGAGCAUACCUUCCACGUCGAGAUGCAUCAUAGCGGUGCAAAGACUCUGCCUAAAGUUCGUGCAUCUCCUCCGCUUCACACAAUCCUGUCUCUGCCACAAUCGCGCAUUCUCGAGAGACAUCACUCCACCUUGGAAAUAGAGAACAAUCAAAAUCAGAAUAAUGUCGACGAGAAUCCGAUACCUUUGCCACCUAGAGAUCGCUCCAAAACUCUUCAGCCCAAGUCCAGCUUGCCGCGACAUCAGAGGAAACAUCCUUUGAUCAUACCUGGAGGCGGUGUCACUAGAACGCUGGCUAAAAUGGCAGUGACCACAUCGACUUUGGAGGAUCAAGUAGAUGGGCAUUUUACGUUACAAAAUUCAUCGAUUGCUGGGACAUCGUUACAAGAUAAUUAUUCCCCAGAAGACUCUAUUAAUGGCCCAGAAGAGUUCGAGCAACGCAUAGAUUUUGAGCUAGCCGCAUUAGAUUCUUUACCCACUGAGGAAAGCCGAUUUCGACGAUGUAGCGUGAUCUCGGAAGAUCUGUUGGAAUUCUCGGAUAAUUUAAUCGACUGCAGCGAUGUAUCGGAUUUGCAUCAAAAUGUUUCCGAAACGAACAAUGAUGAUCAAUCAAGCAAUUCAUUGGUUGACAAUUUACGCAAGAAAAUUAGCGUCGAAUCGAAAUCCACAAAUUUUGCGUCCAAGAUACAAGAAAAUGUAGAAGCGGAUUUAAGUCGAAAUCCAACAUCAACUAAUUCCGUAGGACCGAAAGAUUGGAGUAAAAUGGAUUCCUUGCCAGCUGAAACGCAACUUCCUAUAAUACAUCAACAUACUUUACUAAAUUAUACACCACAAACGAAUCACGCGUAUGCAGAAGAAAUUUCUUCCAAGUUUGAAACUGUUCAAUGCGAGGAACCAUUAAUAUAUAUUAGUUCGAACGAUGAUUUUCAUCCGACUUCUCUUUCGAAAGUUUAUCUCUUAUCCAACGAAAAGACAUCGAGUCAUGUGAGCGACCUAUCACGACAAUCGGAUCAUGUCUCUUGCGAAGAUUUGCUAGAGUUCGCCUGCGAUGGACCAAACACGCGAAGAACACGUGGACCCCACAAUGGAGAGCAGUCUGAUGAGGUGCGAAUCAUGAUGAAAAUGCUGCACAAGCAGUCAACCCCGGAAUCCUGUAUUGCCGCAUUGAACGUCACCGAGUGGGAUGUUUUGGCAGCAAUUAAGCUGGAGCAACUUCAAGGGCUUCUAAAAAAAGAAAAUAAUUUCGUUGGUCUCGAAGACUGCAAAGUGAUGCUGAACCAGUGCGGUGGUGACGUCGUUAAAGCGGCCGCGUUAUUGCGAAGUACGGAAGACACUGCUGCGGUUUAGAGUGAUUUCGACCAAUUAUCAUAAAAAGCAAUAAUUGAUAAAGAAUAGAUGAGGAUUGAUUAAACAGUUUUGAGAUUAUACCUUCUAAAUCUGAUUCUAUUUAAUGAUAUUGGAAACAUUCUUCUUUUCAAAAUAUCUUUCCUUUUGCAAUCUUGCAAUUUAAAAAAAUACAUAUUUCUAUUUCUAAGCUAAAAUAUUAAUAUUAAUAAUAUUAAUUUAAAAAUAAAUUUUUAUUCUUUAAUUAUCAAUAUUAUUAUUACUUUACACAAUCGCUAUUGUUAUGUCUUAAUGCAGAUAUAAUUCUCUUAUACAUUAUAUUUUAAUGUCAAUUAUAAGAGCGACCAAUAUAAUAAAUCAAAUAGAAAGUAUGAUAGUUUUACACAACAGAACGAAAUGAAACUAUUUAUCUAUUUAUCUGCCUAUCUAUUUUGCAGUCUAUUUAUCAAUCUAUCUAUCUAUUUAUCUAGGAAAAUACGGAAAAAAAGAGAAAACGCGUGUGUCUGUUGAAAGUUCUUAAUUUUAUAUAAGAAGUAUAAACUUAAAACUUUGAAAUCUUCGUAUUUAUAAGGAACAUAUAAAUUUUUAAAAUUAGUUCCAUUGAUGGAAAUAUUUGUUUUUGACAGACUUGGCUAGAAAUGGAAAUAUGGGAUGGAAAUAUAUUUAGAAAAAGUUAUUUUAAUUGUUUAAAUAUGUAUAUAGGAACAUUUAGUAUGAGCUUUAAAUUUGACUGAAGAAAGAACUAAUAAUGUCAGAUUGGAUUGAGUUAUACAUUUUUCAUAUAUGUCCUUAACAGUAACUAAUACAAAGAGAAACAAAAAGAGUGAGAAGAGUCGGAAAAAGAGAGAUCCUUUGACAAAUUUUUAUAAAAUUUUUUCUUUAUAUGUAGAAAUGUAGAUGAAGUAAACAGAUAUGUGUGUUUUUGACGUGCUUUAUAUUAUCUACAAAGUUUGCAAGGUUAAACAAUAAUUAGUAUUAAUAUAUCUCAAAUGUUAACGAGAAAAACUAGUUUUUUGUUAAACUCAAUAAGUAAAGCAAUGUUGAUUGUAUCUUUUUUACACGCGAAUGCAAUGUGAUAAUUUGCACAAUAAGGAUCUAAAAUCUGUAAUUAAACAAAAAUGUAGUCAAUACAUUUUUUUUAUAUGGAAAUGUUUAUAAAACUAUGUAUUAUAUGUGUGUGUUUGUUUGUGUGUGUGAUGAAAUUAGGGCUAUGACCAUAAAUUUUUACAGAUCUGAAUAAUACUUAUAUAAAUUUAUUAUGAUUUAUUUUAUAAAAUAUAUUUAUCUACUUUUUAUGUGUUUAUGUUGUUUCUAAAACGCACAUUAUUUUUCGAUUUGAAUAUACGCACAUAUGGCAUAUUUAUACAUAUACAUAGGUGCAUAUAUGAUAUGUGCACGUAUUUGUAUACAAAUAGACAUAUAUAAUAUUUAAUUAACAAUAAGUGUUAUAAGUAUACACAAGACAAUCAUUUUAUAAUAUUUAUGCAUUUGGAAUUACACCGCUCAAUAAUUUUUAUAAAUGAAUAAAACAACAUAAGUCGAAUUAGGAAGAAAUCUAGAUUACUGACUUGCCGUAUGUUGCGUUUUAUAAUUCUAAUAAAAAUUAACAUUUAUUUAUAAAAACUAUUUUAUCAUAUUUUUUCGAUAUUAUAUUUUAAUUUUUUACGGAGAAUUAUUAUCAGAGUAUGAUAUUAAUCAAAUUGCACCUUUCAUUCAUCAAGUUCAGUUAAAUGUUCUAAUGUUUUCAAUUAAGCAUCUAAUACAACGAAUAAUUGGAAUAGCUCUUCUUCUUAAUUAACCGAUGUAAAUGUAAAAACAUAUAGGGAUUGAUAAUGCAGCAAAGUUUCAAUUUAAGAUUAAUAGUUAUAAGAAUUUUUACAUUUUUUUAAAUAUAAUAUGGCAGGGGUUAAAUGAAUAUCAAAAUUAUUCUUAGAUUUGAAAAUUAUUUGGUAGAUUUUUUAAUAAUUUAUUUUACAACUUUUUGGCAAUAAAUCUUAUAUUUAACUGAAUGUGAAGAUUUUAAACUAUAAUUGCGACAUAUAAUAAAUUUUCUUUUUUAAAGACUUAUGAAAGCCUUAACAAUAUAAUUAACUUUGAUUGGAACAAAAUUUCUAUAACAGAUUACAUACUAUAUAUAUAUAUAUAUAUAGCCACACAUAACUAUAAUAUGAUAAAUAUAUAAAUUAAUUUUUUUAGUAACUUUAAUCAUAACGUUUUCAGAAAUGAUGGAGCAAUUUGGAAAUCGGAUAUAUGUACUUAUAUGCACAUGUAACAAAUCAGCGAUAUUAUUAUUUAUUUUUACAAAAUCAUAUUCAAAUUAUUUGGCAGAAAUAUGCAAGUAAUUUUGAAAACAUUUUGAACAAAUCGCAAAAAAUAUCGAAAUUAAUAAAAAUUACAUUAAUAAUAAGUGUAUAUUAAAAUGAUAAUAAUUAAAAUUAAGUCAAUGUUAUAUUUCUCUAGCAAAAAAAGGAAGCAUAAUGAGAUAUGUAAAAUAUAAGCCAGGGGUCUCAAGUCUCAAACAGCAGUCUCCCAGAUCAAACAUAUAUGGCUCAUCUUCCAUAAGAUUUUAUGGAAGAUUUUAUGGAAAGAUUUUAUGGAAACAAUAGAUGAAGGGGAUAAAGAUAGUUUUUUGGUGGUGUUUAAUAAAGAAUUCGUGACUCUGCGAAGCAUACUGAUACACUUAUACACGCAUGUAUGAAUUAAAAGAUUUGUCUAAGAUCGUAAAGAAUAGGAGUAUCCACACUUUCCCCUACUUCUAUUGUGGCCCGCUGACAUAUUGAGUUUGAGACACCUUGUAUAAGCGACUAGUAAUUUUUUAUAUAUGUUGAAUUUUGGCCGUAUACAUUUGCGAAAUGAUUUUCGUAUAAGAUUACUAUAUAGCAUUAAAAUCUUGAACCUGAAAUAAAUAAUAUUACUCUUACUGUAGAUUAAAGUUAGGAGAGGAAAGAAUACUAUUCAGAAAUAAUAAAAUUAGAAGAAAAAUAUUAUAUUAAUUGAAAUAUUUAAUACACAAAAAUGACAUGAAUCUGUGCAAUCAAAUCCAUUUAUUCGUGAGUGUGUAUUAGGCAUACAUUUUAGAUGUACAUUUAUUUUAAGGACUUUACAAAAUAUAAAUUAAAUCCAUUUUUAUUUUCAGCGUUUUAAUUUAUCAAUUUAAAUAUUACAAAACAGUAUUUCAAUAUUUCAGUACCAAGAAUGUAUUAUAAAUCUGAUGUAAUAAUUUUACGGAGUAACUGCUAUAUUACAUCUAAUAUUAGUCAGAAUUCAGCAUACAUUAAAAAUGCUUAGUCUCAAAUUGUUUAAAGCAAAUACAUUUGAUUUUUUCUAAUUUGACGAAAGUUAAGUGUUUUCUAUAAUCAUUUUUUGAUACCCAAUUUUUGUAAAGCAGACUUUGUAAGGUGUUUGUACGUCUUUAUAUUAUUACGCGCGGAGCCAAAAAAAAAUGUUUUUAUAUGUGCUGUAUUUGUAAUAACAUAUACACAUACAUAUAUAUAUAUUAUA
This is a messenger RNA of Cataglyphis hispanica, 5425 nucleotides long. RefSeq names its product activated Cdc42 kinase-like. The record is from RefSeq and is a predicted model, not a curated record. The transcript has 2 exons. Bases 455 to 1927 code for a protein of 490 amino acids. NCBI's taxonomy places the organism in Eukaryota, Metazoa, Arthropoda, Insecta, Hymenoptera, Formicidae.